CUGUUCUUCUCCUCCUGUUGUUUCCUUGGUUAGCAGCACCAGUACCACCAGAACUACCACUACCAACAAAACAACCGUCCCACUCUCUCCUCUCCUUCUACUUCACCCUCUUUCUCCUCUUUCUCCAGGAGUUAAGAUAACUCCUCGUCCUCCUCCAGUCAACCAUGGACGAGACGAGUCCUCUGGUCUCUCCGCUGCGGGACUCGGGUGAUUUCAGCUACUGUCCCACGGAGCCCACCAGCCCCCGGGGCUCGUUUGGAAGCACCCCGGGCUCGGUGGUGCGCAUCCCGGCGGGCAGCCCUGGUCGCAGCCGGGAGAGACAGCCGCUGCUGGACCGGGACCGUGGCAGCUCGCCUCGGGAGCCGCACAGGAACGAGUUCCCGGAGGAUCCCGAGUUCAGAGAGAUCAUCCGAAAGGCCGAGCGAGCCAUAGAGGAGGGGAUCUACCCGGAGAGGAUCUACCAGGGGUCCAGUGGAAGCUACUUUGUCAAAGACUCCCAGGGGAAAAUCAUCGGCGUGUUCAAACCUAAGAAUGAAGAGCCCUACGGCCAGCUGAACCCCAAGUGGACCAAGUGGCUCCAGAAACUGUGUUGUCCCUGCUGUUUUGGCCGCGACUGUUUGGUCCUGAACCAGGGGUACCUCUCGGAGGCCGGGGCCAGCCUGGUCGACCAGAAACUGGAGCUCAACAUCGUUCCCAGGACCAAGGUGGUGUACCUGGCUAGCGAAACAUUCAACUACAGUGCCAUAGACCGGGUGAAGUCUCGAGGAAAGAGGCUAGCCCUGGAGAAGGUGCCUAAAGUGGGCCAGCGUUUCCACAGGAUUGGACUGCCGCCCAAGGUUGGCUCCUUCCAGAUCUUCGUUGAUGGAUACAAGGAUGCAGAUUUCUGGCUGCGGAGGUUCGAAGCGGAGCCUCUUCCUGAAAACACCAACCGUCAGCUCCAGCUGCAGUUCGAGCGGCUCGUAGUCCUCGAUUACAUCAUCAGGAACACAGACAGGGGAAAUGACAACUGGUUGCUGAAGUAUGACUGUCCCAUGGACUCUGGAAAUAGGGACACAGACUGGGUGGUAGUAAAGGAUCCCAUCAUUAAGCUGGCAGCUAUAGACAACGGCCUCGCCUUCCCACUCAAACACCCCGACUCCUGGAGAGCCUACCCAUUCUACUGGGCGUGGCUAUCCCAGGCCAAAGUUCCUUUCUCCCAGGAAAUCAGAGAGCUGGUCCUGCCCAAACUCUCUGACCCAAAUUUCAUCAAAGACCUGGAAGAGGAUUUGUACGAAUUAUUCAAGAAAGACCCUGGUUUUGACAGAGGACAGUUUCACAAACAAGUAGCCGUAAUGAGGGGGCAGAUCCUGAACCUGUGCCAAGCCCUGAAGGACGGUAAAACGCCCCUGCAGUUGGUCCAGAUGCCCCCAGUAAUCGUGGAAACAGCCAGAGCACCUCAGAGAGCCAACAGUGAGUCCUACACACAGAGUUUCCAGAGCAGAAGACCCUUCUUCACCUGGUGGUAGGAGCGACGCAAUGAAAGAGGAAGAGGAGGAACAGCAGGAAGCCCAGAGCGAGGAAAGGAGCGAGGAGUGUCGAUGUGCCGAUGGAAGACGGGGCAGAAUCUGAGAGCGCAGGUUUUUGUCCCCAGAAAUGGAAAUAAUCAUCACCCUCCCCUCCUCUCCUUAUGGAUAUUUUGGUUGCAGAGAGCGAGUGAGUGGGUGGAGAGAUGAGGCCAAAAAGAGGAAGAAUUUCACAACAUAUCUUUCCUGUUUGCCUCCGUGCCUUGCGUGGAUGUCAAUGAAGAAGCUUAAAUGAUGAAUAUUUUGCGAGAAAGAAAGAUUUUCAGUGAGUUGUCCAACUUUUCUUUUGGACUCCUGGAUGCACAUAAGGUUCGUCCACACACAUGCACGCCAGUCAAAAGCCUCUCGUGCUUUGUUUUUGGAUGGGAGCUGUUGCAUUCCAUGUUUGUUUGUUUUUUUGUCUUCAUACCUUUUUGCCUUUUUAAUAUUCACCUGCAUAUUCCCUCCCACACAGUUAAAAGCCCUGGGUUGGGGAAAGCACUGGUGCCACUGGUGAAGAUUUUUUAUUUUUUAACAAAUAAGAGAAGUGUUCAUUUCGGUUAAGUCAUGAAGAUUUAGGAACUGGGCUCUCGGUGGUGUGUGUGUCUUAACACAGUGAUCACAAGCCAUGUGAACUGGUUUCACAGUUACUCAUUGCACCUCCUAACUGUUUAGUUUAGGAUCUGCAAGUCAUCUGACGGUGAUGUUUGAAAGAGAGGCACUUUUGGUGACACAAACUAUUUGUUAAGCUGAGAUGAGUAUGACUGACUCGCCUAAUUUUUCCUUUUUCUUCUGAUGAGUUAAAUCGUUGGCGAAGUAUACAAAAUGAUCCCAUGUGCAAGCAGGCAGAGGGGGGUUGGUGUGAUUCCCAGUCCACAAGCUCCCGUUGGUCUCGGCCAUGUCGAUUUCUGUUCAUUUUCUGGCUCGUGGGGUGGACCUAAGUAAACUACGAAGUAACUUCCUGCUGUACCGAACUGACAUGAAAUGUAUUGUGACAAUGCACUGUAUAAUUUGUAUGUAAUAUUUAAUGAUAGAUUAUAAUUAAAACAUAUUCCAUUAAUACAGA
Sebastes umbrosus (honeycomb rockfish) is the source of this 2607-nucleotide messenger RNA. RefSeq names its product phosphatidylinositol 4-kinase type 2 alpha (gene pi4k2a). The transcript is spliced from 9 exons. Gene Ontology annotation, biological process: phosphatidylinositol phosphate biosynthetic process; Golgi organization; endosome organization. Gene Ontology annotation, molecular function: 1-phosphatidylinositol 4-kinase activity. Lineage: Eukaryota; Metazoa; Chordata; Actinopteri; Perciformes; Sebastidae. Gene Ontology annotation, cellular component: lysosomal membrane; trans-Golgi network; endosome. Bases 165 to 1505 code for a protein of 446 amino acids. The record is from RefSeq and is a predicted model, not a curated record.